Rhodofomes roseus is the source of this 663-nucleotide messenger RNA. RefSeq lists its product as uncharacterized. Bases 1 to 663 code for a protein of 220 amino acids. The record is from RefSeq and is a predicted model, not a curated record. The transcript has 3 exons. Lineage: Eukaryota; Fungi; Basidiomycota; Agaricomycetes; Polyporales; Fomitopsidaceae.
AUGCAUGGCUCGAUGAUUAUCCUGCUGGCGAUUGCCUCGGCCGCUCUCCGCGCUGUUGCCCAGAGCAGUGUGCCGGCAGCUACGAGCUAUCCGACGGACUCGUGCAUCUUCGGUUGCGUGACCGAGGCGGCUUCAACCGCGGGCUGCCUGAUAUAUACGAAUCUGCCUUGUGUCUGUGCGUCUGAAACGUACCAGAACGCAGCCACCUCAUGCCUGCAGAGUAAAUGCACUCCAGCACAGGCCGCGUUGGCGCAGACGAUACAACAGGACCAGUGUGCUUACGUGUCAGCUAUAUCGAGUCUUUCCUCGGAAGCCUCGACUUUCACGGCCGCAGCCUCGUCCGUGUACAUCUCUGACUCGUCGGCGGCGUCAUCCAUCUCCUCCGCUUACUCGUCCUACGGGUCGUACCUCUCAUCGAAAUACUCGGCGUAUGGCGCCUCGCUGUCGUCCGAUUACUCGUCACUCGGGUCGUCUCUAUCAGUCCUGUUUGACGGCGCAUCCCCAACGACGGGAAGCGGUGCUGCCUCAACUACGUCGACAAGCUCAAGCACGACUGCCAAUGCGGGGAGCAGCCUUUGGGUGGACGCUACUCUGCGAAGUGCCGUGGUAGCGUGCAUCAUCACGAUGCUUGGUAUCGUUCUCGGGAUGUCCAUGGUAUUGUAA